Cydia pomonella (codling moth) is the source of this 2619-nucleotide messenger RNA. RefSeq names its product arginase-1 (gene arg). Lineage: Eukaryota; Metazoa; Arthropoda; Insecta; Lepidoptera; Tortricidae. The transcript has 7 exons. The coding region runs from base 260 to 1264 and encodes 334 amino acids. Gene Ontology annotation, molecular function: arginase activity; manganese ion binding. The record is from RefSeq and is a predicted model, not a curated record. Gene Ontology annotation, cellular component: cytosol; nucleus; cytoplasm.
GUCCUUUUUGGUGAAGUCGGUUAAAAAGUAAUAAUUUCCAGUCAGCGUAACUUAAUGUGUAGGUAAUGUAAUGAAAUAAAUGUAAUGAUAUUAGAACGAUAUAAAACAGUGGAACAUUAACAAACUCCAUUUGCUUAGGUAUUACAGAUCUGCUAAUACCAAUAGUAAUACUUAUUAUUAUUUUGUAUUAAAAAACUUCAUAAGCCGCACAUGUAGCCGUCUAUCAACUACGGGUUGAACAAGAAUUUUCUUCCGCAACAUGAGCCAGAUGAAGCCGAUUAAGAAGGUGGGCAUCAUCGGGGUUCCUUUCGAGAAGGGCCAGAAGAAGUACGGCGUGAGCGUUGCCCCCGCGGCAAUGAGGUACGCUGGGUUGCUUGACAAACUCAAAGAAAUCGAUGGUCUGGAUGUUAAGGACUACGGGGACGUGGACACUCACGCGGGCCUCGAAGCUAGCCAAACAGCAGUGAAAAAUGUAGAAAACAUGUCAGACCUAGCACUGGUUUCAGCAUGCAACAAGCGGCUCUCUGAGAAAGUCUCGAAAGUGCUCCGAGAUGGAAGAAUAGCAGUAACAAUUGGUGGUGACCAUUCUAUUGGAGUCGGUACAGUGGAUGGCCACUACAAUGUAAACGAGGAUAUGAUUCUCAUAUGGGUGGACGCGCACGCCGACUUGAAUACUAACAAGACGUCAGGCUCAGGGUCUGUCCACGGCAUGCCUGUAGCUCUCCUGGUCAAAGAACUCUCAGACUACUGGCCAUAUCUUCCUACGAUGGACUGGCAAGUGCCCAAAUUUUCAAUCAAAAACCUCGGAUACAUCGCCUUGCGCUCCGUAGACAGCUACGAGAGGUUGGCGAUAGAAAAAUACAAUGUCCCCACAUUUGCAAUGGAAGAUAUUGACAAGCACGGAAUAGUGAACUCCAUACAGCACGUGCUGCAAGUGCUGGACCCGGAGCAGAAGCGACCCAUCCACGUCAGCUUCGACAUCGACGCGCUGGACGCGCUUGAGGCUCCCAGCACCGGCACUCCAGUGCGCGGCGGACUCACGCUCCGUGAGGGCAUCACAUUGAUGGAGCUCAUACACGCGACGGGGCGGCUGCGCGCCGUGGACCUCGUGGAAAUUAACCCAGCGCUGGGCAGCGGCGCCGACCGCGACCGCACGCUCGAGGCCGGCGUCGCGGUGCUGCGCGCCGCGCUCGGCUUCUCCAGACGUGGCACCGCGCCUCGGGACAAGCUCGACCUCCCCAUACAAACUUCACCCUACAAGUAAACGUCGAGCCCUAAAAUAUGAAACUUUCUAACCCAGUGAACCCUAUGUGUCCUUUGUACCACAGUUAUAUCUAUGAAGCACACCCCUUAAAAAGUGGCAUGUGUCAAACAAGUAUGUAGGCCACUUAGUCAACGAAAAUCUGCAUGACGACGCGGAUAUACAUAGAACAGCCCGCGUAUCCAACGUGCCUAUCCUUAACGCUCAGUAGCAAACGUAACUGUCACUGUCGUACUAAUAUGGAAGAGUGACAGAGAAGGAUGACUACGCUACGUUACGGAGCCGUUAACGAUUGGCACGUUGGCUACGCGGCCGGGAACGCAGGGCGCUGGCGAUAUGGCGAAUAUGUAAACACAUAGGUUCAGAGGUUGUAUAGCGCAGGUCAAAUUAUACUCUUUAGAGCUACUGUACUUCUCUAUAUACAUGCAGCUUAUUAGCUAAUUACUCGCAGAGAUCGGUCAGCACCCUACGGAUCCAAUACAACAACGCCUUCAGGAUGCUGUUUCGUCUGCCGCGCGCCCAUACCGCGUCAGGCAUGUUCGCGGACGCACAUGUAGAAGGUCUUGGCUUGUUAUUACAUUGAUUAGUGUUAAGUGCAAGUACAUACAUUUGCUAAAGAAAAUCUACGAGCUCGCACUGAACACUAAUCAAUGUGUGAACAGGCCCUGCGCCGGCCGCGCUUGACAGUAGCAACAGUAUGCAGAGUGUGAGAGCGGGUUGGCUCAAGAGCCGCUAUAAAUAAAUAAAUACAUCGCUCCUUAGCGUCUUCUAACAUCUAAUCUUAUCAUAGUUAUUAAGUAUCUGCAGGGCCAAAUAAUUACUUGCUCACUAACCUGUUAUGAAUCCGUGGUCCAAAAUAAUAACUUUUAUGCUUAACGUUGAAGUCAUUUUACGUAUUAUUUUCCGAUUCCGGCCACAUUGCGGCACUCAUUUAUAUGUUGACUAACUAUACCGACCACGUAGUAAAAAAUUCAAUAACCACCACCAAUAUAUUUUGACUUUGAUAUUGGAUUUUACGAGUAAAAUGAUUUGUUGGGGCUUCGUACGACGCAAUUUUUUCGACUGGUCGACCAAAGCUUAUUAACUGAGGAACUGAAGGGUGUUUAAUUUGGAAUAAUUGAGAUGUAAUUAAAAUAAUGACGCGUUAUUUAUUCUCAUUUCCCUAAUCGCUUAUGUACUCGUACUAUGCAAAUCGAGAAUAUUUUAUGUUGAGUUAGUAAGUUUGGUAAUAGGUUAAUAAUACGCACUGAAAAGUAUUUCUAUAGAAAACUGUUCUGUAUGAAGUUAGAAAUUACUUAGAAAAUAAAAACGGAAAUUUUGGUGAAAAUUAAACGAAUUUCGUAUUUAAAUCUUUGAAA